This is a messenger RNA of Trichechus manatus latirostris (Florida manatee), 3033 nucleotides long. RefSeq names its product zinc finger protein 684 (gene ZNF684). The transcript is spliced from 4 exons. The record is from RefSeq and is a predicted model, not a curated record. The coding region runs from base 998 to 2140 and encodes 380 amino acids. Gene Ontology annotation, biological process: regulation of transcription by RNA polymerase II; urogenital system development; embryo development. Gene Ontology annotation, cellular component: nucleus. Gene Ontology annotation, molecular function: DNA-binding transcription factor activity, RNA polymerase II-specific; RNA polymerase II cis-regulatory region sequence-specific DNA binding. NCBI's taxonomy places the organism in Eukaryota, Metazoa, Chordata, Mammalia, Sirenia, Trichechidae.
GCUGAGAGUUUUUAUCAGGAAUGGGUGUUGAUAAAUUUCAUUCUUUCUUACAACAUUACACCCUUCCUAAAACAACAAGUUGGGUUUAUUCUCCUUUUGAAAUAUUUGAGCAAUGAAUGCCAAGUAAAUUUCAAUUUGUGGUCAUUUUUUUCAGGGUCUCUUGGUGUAUUUGCAUAUAUUGCAGUGAAAAUGGAACUGAAACUGGGAGCCCCUCUUGCACAUUUUAACCUUUCUAGGGCCUCAGUAGUGCUGGUUAGGGCUUCAAAAAGCUCAAAUUGGGCUUGUAGGAGAUGGUGAGCUCCCAGAAAGAGGGAAUCAGAUUAACUGUUCCUGGGCCCUUGGAUCCAGUGUUCCCAGGAAAGCCUAUUCUAAUUUGAGAUCUGUCCUAAUUUGAGAUCUCUUGUUGUUAAGAGUUCAGCUGCUAAUCAAAAGAUUGGCAGUUCGAAUCCAUUCACUGUUCCUUGGAAGCCCUGUGGGGCAGUUCUACUCUGUCCUAUAGGGUCCCUAUGAGUUGGAAUCAACUGGAUGGCAAGGGUUUGUUUUUGUUUUUGUUCUUUAUCCCAGUUUCAGUGCAGAGUCCAGAGAAUUACAGGAAGGAAUAACUUCUAGAACUACUGAGUACCAGAGGCCAGGCUUUUUGUUAGUCUUUUAAUACAUUCAUUAUUAUUUCCUUAGGAUAAAUUUCUGAGAGAGAAAGAAAAUCACUGGUUCAAAAGUUAACAGCUAGCUGUUAGAUCAGUAGGACAGAAAUGCACAGCAUCCUUGUCUAAGUUCCAUAUAUUCAUAAUGGAAUCAUGGUAGAUAUUGGUGCUUAUAGAAUAGGGACUUUUCUGACUUACUGAAAGGUCAUUCUCCCACUAGGUGGCAUUUUCUGAGGCUGCAAUGUGGGUACUUCUGGUCUGGUAGAGCAGGGUUCUACAUCAGUCCUGGCUUCUCAUGUCUCUGUAUUCUCCUCCCCAUUUCUGUUUUCAUAGAUCUCUGUCCAAGAGUACAGAAAAUGAUCAACUUCCAGGGAUCGAUGACAUUCCAGGAUGUGGCCGUGGACUUCACCCCAGAGGAGUGGCAGCUGCUUGAUUGUGCUCAGAGGAACUUGUAUUGGGAUGUGAUGUUGGAAAACUUUAGAAACCUCAUCUCCGUGGGGUGUCCAGUUGCCAAUCCAAAAGUGAUCUUCAAGUUGGAGCAAGGACAAGAGCCAUGGAUGGUGGAGGGAGAGGACCCAUGUUGGAGCUAUCCAGAAGCUGACUGCCUACUUGUUGAGGAACCAGAGAAGCACCAGGAAAGCAAAGACAGUUUUUUGAAGUCAGUUUCAUUCACAUUCAGUGAAAUUCUAACUAUGGGAAGACUCCACCAUUAUAAUAUGAACACAAGUCUUAAUCCUACAAUACAAAAAUCAUAUACGUGUAAAUCAUGUGGGAGGAGUUUGCAACCUAAUUUAAACUUACUUAAUUAUAAUAGCGGUUAUACUAGAGAAAACUCUAAUGAAUGCAAUGAAUGUGGUAAAGCCUUUAAAAAGAAGUUUCAUUUCAUUAGACAUGAAAAAAAUCAUGUAGGAAUAAAAGCCUUUGAAUGCAAUGACUGUGGGAAAGCCUACAGGAGGAAGACACACCUUGAAACUCAUCAGAAAAUUCAUAAUGGAGAGAGACCCUUUGUGUGCAAUGAUUGUGGAAAAGCUUUUGUGCAUAAAUUUCAACUCGUGAUCCACCAGAGACUUCACACUGGAGAGAAACCUUACGAAUGCAGUGAGUGUGGGAAAACGUUCACCUGGAACUCCUCCUUUAAUCAACAUGUGAAAUCUCAUACACUAGAGAACUCAUUUGAAUGUAAGGAAUGUGGGAAAACGUUCAGGUAUAGUUCAUCCCUUUAUAAACAUUCUAGAUUUCAUACAGGAGAGAAACCCUACCAAUGUAUUGUAUGUGGCAAAGCCUUUGGCAACACAUCAGUGCUUGUUACGCAUCAAAGAAUUCAUACAGGAGAGAAACCCUAUGGAUGUAUUGAAUGUGGCAAAGCCUUCAUCAAGAAGUCUCAUCUCCUUAGACAUCAGAUAACUCACACAGGAGAGAAGCCCUAUGAAUGUAACAAAUGUGGGAAAGCAUUUUCCCAGAGGUCAAAUCUUAUUGUACAUCAGAAAACUCAUAUAUAAUAUUCACUUUAUAAAUAUGAAAGUCUUAAAUAUAAGGUAAGUCUUAUUAAAUAACAGAGAAUACAUAGUGUGGAGAAAUCAACAAUGUGAAUGAAUUUGGGAGAGUAGGUUCCCAUUUUUUUAAAAAAACUCAUACUGCCAGCCAUGUUCUGAAAGUAAUACUAAAAUUUUUCUAGAAAAGAUCACAGAAAACAUUGAACUGUAAAUAACAAAGCUUAGAAAGGAUAAACUAAAUAUAAGGAAUCAAUGAAUAAUCAUAUUUAUCAUCCCUGAUUUUUAUUUUUUUAAUAAAUUAUAUAAUUAUGCAAAUGUGAGUAUAAAACAUGUCUUGUUGUUAUAAAACAUGUCUUACAUGUUACUGAAAAUUUCUGAAAUAUCACCUUCUCCAGUUCUAACAGUAACAUGUAUAAUGAAUCAACUGAACUAAAUUAAUCAGUAAUUUCAAUUAAUAAAUUGAAUAAUAAUGAAUUUCAAUUAAUCAGUUGGAAAAAGUGUAGUUUAAUAUGUACUAUGAAGUUCAGUGAUAUUUUUAUCCAUUUACUGGCACUUUUAAUGGGCAUGGCAGUGUUAAUAAAUUUUAGUCUCCGCUUUCGUUAUAGAAAUGACUUACAAAACUUAGAAAGUUGUUUUCUUACGUAUGUAAAACACCAAAACAUUUAAAAAAAAGUAACAAGAUAACUACUUGAGGAAAAGGAAGCACUUGUAUUCUGUAUUCAGUUCAGGAAAAGAAGUAUUUAAAUAAAUAUGUAAAUAAAACAUUUGCACUUCAAGUAUUCCCAUCCUUUUCCAUUGGUGUGUCUUUGUAAUAGAUAAGCAUAGCUCAAGUAGUAUUUGUGGUGUCACCUGUACUUUGAGUUUAAGAAAGUAGGGUGCCAUGAUACUCUGCAACUUUU